Molecule: messenger RNA, 5350 nt
Organism: Haliotis rufescens (red abalone)
Lineage: Eukaryota; Metazoa; Mollusca; Gastropoda; Lepetellida; Haliotidae
Exons: 4
Coding region: 459-2675 (738 amino acids)
Molecular function (GO): protein binding
Source: RefSeq, a predicted model, not a curated record
CUGGCUGUUGGUUGCAACGUAAGCACUUAGAAUGUUACACCAAGGGCUGUGCUUCAAUACAUAGAUCUCCAUUGAUCAGGACCAGUUCGGAUGUGUUCCGUUGAUUGAUUUUGGAAUGGAUCUGUUUGUUUCAAUAUGGAAUAUGUUCUCGUAAAAAAGAAUCUAAUUUCGAUUCCAAUCGAGUCCACGUAGUAGAAGACUCUUGUUUUGCGCCUUCGUCCACAACAUCUCCGCUUUAUCUCGGCAACAGGACGAAGCUUACGUUUCAAUUCAUCCAUUCAUGGUGCUGAUUAAAACAGGAAGUGACCACGUGGACGACAUUAACCCGACAUCUACGGUCCUGUGACGUGUGUCCUGCUUGACAUUUAUAGUGACAAUAACCGCACAGCGGAUGCAUGUUUCUCGUCGCCCACAAACGAUCGUAAACCUAUGAGUGUAGCGACUCAGAAGAAAGGUCAAUGGACUCUGUUGACCAUCUGAGUAAGUCCUCCGCAAGGGAUCGAGUUCUCAAGUUAUCUAAAUCACCCUUACAGUCACUGCCCAAAGCGCCUCCCACGAUGUUGAUUUUCGGCCUUUACGAGGGAGACCGCGUGACCUUGGACGUCCCGACCACGUGCUCGGUGCGCGAGCUGAAGCAGAUGAUCCAGGAGCGGCUGAACAUCCCGAUGGACGUGUACCGUCACGACAAGAAGAUCCUGGUGCUGACGUACGCCGGGGCGGAUCUGGGGGACGACUGGAUGUUCUCUGACCUUGGGAUAGUCCCAGGGACGACUGUGAGGAUCCAGCUGAAGGAGGAGGUCAAGCCUGUGCUGUUUAUCAACUGCUCCCACAACAAUGAAACCAUCCACGUGGUCGACACCCUCACCAUCGGCCAGACACCUGUGGAGGAGCUCAGAUCACUAGCAGCGAAAAGAUCCGGUCUCCCUGUCAGCAUCUUCCGGUUGACCACAACGGAUGGCAAGGAAAUGUACGACGGCCACCGUCUCGAGGACUACGGCGUGGACACCGGCCACACCAUCAAACUGGACAACUGGGACGGCUGGAACGAGUUCCUCAACCUCUGCGCCCUUGGCUUCACGCCCCAGGUGGUCGCCCAGAUCGCCCCUGAUGACGUCAUCGGCCGCUUCCAGAUGAAGGUGGCGCUGUUUGUGGCUGCUCAUUGUGGUAACGUGGAUCUGGCUCGUUGCAUGUUGAGGUACGGCGUCCGGUGUGACGAGCCGAUUGGGGAACAUCCACAACGACAGUGGUGUAGCAACCUCUCCCACAUCGAGAGUCUGAAAUCGCCGGUGCACGAGGCUACGGAGAUGGGACAACUUGGGGCACUGAGGAUGUUCGUGAAUCAUGAUAUAACCUGCCUCAUGGCGAAAGAUGGCAAUGGGUUAGCUCCCUUGAAUAUAGCUCUAAGGAAGAAGGUUAAAAAUUGUGCGUCCUUCAUAUUGACAAAGCAGUGGAGUAAGCUUACCUUCAAGAAGGAUAUAUCUCUAAACCUUGCGCUCUAUACCAAAAUAAAGCAAUGGUGUGACGCUGCUAAGGAAAAGGUUUUCAUCAAAUAUGGACAUUCUAAAUCUUCCCUAAAACGGAAAUUAUUUACAACGGGACCUUUGGUCGGCCAUGGCGUGUCGGUUGACGGGUUCUCGGCCAGUCCGAUGACCGGGAAACCGAAGGCUCAGAUUCUCAAAGAAAAGAGAAAACAUGGCUUUCAUAUUGAGUAUGAUACAACCAUAGAUGCUGUAGACCCUGAAGUCUACUUCAGGCAACUUGGAGCAAUGACGGCUUUAAAAUCGAUAGGAGAAAAGAAGACAAAAUGGGGGAAGCUUUCAGACAGGGUGAGGGUCAAGGAAACGGUGUCACGUGCCAGUAAGGCCUUCGUCAAGGACGGCUGCAGUGACGUUGAAGAAAAAUCGCUGUCGUCGCGUUCUCCGGUAACAAUGACACCUGAGACGAUGAAAAGAGACACACCAACCGGAAGUAUAGCUGCUGAUGGAGAAGUUAAACUCCCACCAAUAAAAGGAAAAUCACGACCAUUGAAGAUUCCUAGUCUCUCUCAGUCUAACCUUAUGUCUGCUUGUAAAGAUGAUCAAAAGUCACAAAAAUCAGACAGUGAUUCUGCCAGGGAUAAGAUUGAGAAGCUUGGUGGUAUUGGGCGAUUAUUGAAAGGCAAAGGAGCAUAUUUCUUGCAGACAAAGGGAAGCAAACUGUCCAAUUCUAUGCCAAAUGUUAAUGUUAUGAACUCGGAGCGGAGUGAUACAAAGAGUAAAGUGGCCACAGAGUUUUCGAUGACGUCAGCGUCCAGCGUCACGGAUGAAGUACUGAAAUCAGAUGAUCUCUCAGACGGCAAAAAACGCAAGAAGAAAAACCGGAUGUCGUCCUCCGUCCUGCUUUCUAAGGCUAAAUCAACGGAAGGAACAAUUCCACUUCCGCUAGUCAGCACGGAAGUGGACCAGCGACCAUUUUUCUACCUCAACGGGAUGAGAGAGGAGGACUUCAUCUUCCCCGUCAUCAACCUCGUCACGCGCAUGAAAGGAGGCACAGCUCGUGAGCGCGCGCUUGAGUCAAUGUCGAUAGCAAACGCCUUCAAAGACAAAACGUGGCUGUCUCAGGUUAGAAUGGCUCUAUCCCUAACGUCUAAAUCGCUCAAAAGAAGUCGAAAUGACAGAAGAAACGUGGCGUCUUAAAGAGGCAGUAGGUCCAGCAAAUGAGAUUCACUUCUCUCUAAAUCCUGUUUUCAAAAUCUUCAUUUAUCUUUUCCAAUUCAGCAUUGGACUAGUUACUUUAAUUACACACAUUGUCUGAGUUUUACACAAGGCAUUGAUUCCAAGCUUAUACAUAGGGUGGUAAUUGGUGCCAGAGAGUUGAUAAUAGUCCCUUUUAAACUGAUAUAGGGGGCGGUCGGGUAGCCUAGUGGUUAAAGCGUUCACUCGUCACGCCGAAGACCCGGGUUCGAUUCCCGACAUGGGUACAAUGUGUGAAGCCCAUUUCUGGUGUCCCCCGCUGUGAUAUUGCUGGAAUAUUGCUAAAAGCGGCGUAAAAUCAUACUCACUCACUUAAACUGAUAUAGUAUAUUUUACCCGGUUCGCAAAACCCGUAAAUACGUUAUUGCAGGAUUGUCAGGUGUCGUUAUUUUGAGAUUUGUUCUAUUUCGUCUUAUUUCGCUCUGGGAUUGAAUCGGGCCGGGCCGUGGUAGAAGGGCAACUUAUUCGUAACACAGAAGGGGUCGAACUUCCUGUCAAAACGAUCUUACUAUGAUCACGAACGUGGGAUUAUCUAAACUGUAUUCCUUCCAUAGUUUGACGUUCAUAACCUCAGCCUCUGAUACCGAACGCAAGCUGGGUUUUAAAAAGCCCAAACCCAUUUAGCUUAUACUUUUAAUGAAACGAAAAUAUGUGGUUUAGCAGACUUUGCUGGAAACAUAGCUGGUCUCCGUACAAAAUAAUAGCAAUCAUAUGCAAGUCAUUAGAAUGCAAGAUAAAAAUAUAUUCAAUGCACGGUUGUUGAAUAUGGACGACAGACUGGAAAGGAAAGUCGUCCAUUCAUUAAUUGUGAAAUUCGUUGCCGAUAGACAUUUCGUUACAAUCAAAUCGUACCAAGUCAUGGAUAAAAGGUGUCAUUAAGGCACGUCCCGUGGUAACCUGUAUUAAGUAUAUGGUUUAAUCUCUCCAGUGUAGCCAGCCUUAUCACAUCGUAGUUAAUCUAGGUUUAUCUAGCCUCCAGUUAAAUACCAAAGAUUAUAAUGAUUAGACUUGAAUGAACACGUCGUAUUGUGCUUAAUAUACACAAGCACGUAAGUGGAUUAACCUACUUAUUUAAGGGUAAUGACUGCAAAAGGGUACACAAUUUCGUAAACUGGGAGGUCUGAUAAAAGAUACUACUCUUGCUUCCUCAUUGCUCAGGUGGCCCGGUCGUGUAAGGAGCUGUACUUGGUUGUAUAGAGUUGCGUACCUUAGUUGUGUAAGGAUCAACGGAUCCGAAUCCAAAUUUCCACCCGUAUUACACCGACUAGCCUUCAAACUCAGAAUACUCAGAAUGGCAGGGUAGCCAAUUGGUCAAAGCGUUCCCUCGUCACGCCGAAGACAUGGGUUCGAUUCUUCACAUUGGUAUUGCAUGUGAAGCCCAUUUCUGGUGUCCGCCGCUUGCUAUUGCUCGAAUGCUGCUACAAGCGGCGUUACACCAUACAACUCAUUUCGCUAUUUCGUUCUUAUUAUUAUUCCUGCGAACGAAGGGUUUCAGUUUCAAACUUGAUACCGAUAUACAUAAAACAUAACUAAAGAAACAGCUUCGUUCAAAGUUUCUUUUUGUUAUCUUAAACAUCACCUGACAAAAAAAGCACCAAUUGUACGUUUACGGUUACAGAUAUGUCAGAAACUAUGAUCUCAGUAAUAAUAUACAAGCUGCGACAUCAGCCUUUUAAGUGAGUGAGGUUUAACUCCAGCAAUGUGCUGCAAUAUCUUGAAUGGGACAUCUUGAACGGGUCUUGCACAUUGUCCAUAAACAUGAAAUCAAACCCCGACGUAUCGAUGCAACGCUUCUUCCACUUGACUAAUCUGGCCCUAUAACUGUAUCGGUCUACUUUAGACUGGUGGGCGAUGGAAUGUCCCUUUAAGUGAACAGAUGGAAUGUCCCUUUAAGUGACCAGAUGGAAUGUCCCUUCAAGUGACCAGAGCGAAUGUCCCUUUAAGUGACCAGAUGGAAUUCCCUUUAAGUGACCAGAGCGAAUGUCCCUUUAAGUGACCAGAUGGAUUGUCCCUUUAACUGACCAGAUGGAAUGUCAUUUUGGAACACGAAACAAUUGUAACUUAAUGAACAGUUAGUUCACUAUUGUAAUCACGAAGUAGGGUGUAGCUAAGACUCGGCUUCAAUUCCGCUUCCCUUUGUGGAGAAGCGGAAUAAAUUAUCAGCUUUAAUGCGAUUGCGAGACUUCAGGAGUGGUAUGUAGCGUAACUGUUCGGAUAUAGCGAAAUGAUUUUGCAGGUCCCUUUAAGUUCGUUCCAUGCGGAGUUGAUUGUACAUACAACACUGUCACUGUUUUCGUUGUUGAGAAGGGAUUGUGGCAGAUGUUUUAUAAGCGAAACUGUGAUAUUAAAUAAUUGAUUCUUGUUUUGUUUACACACAUGUAUGCUUGUUUGUUUGUUUGUCGUUCAACGCCGCACUCAGCAAUAUUCCAGCUAUAUGACGGCGGUGUGUAAAUAAUCGAGUCUGGACCAGACAAUCCAGUGAUAUCAUGCGCAUCGAUCCAUGUGUAUACACACAUGUAUGAAUUCAUGAAUAUGCUUUUAUUACAGAUUAUUGUAUAUUUUAGUUUCGACAUGCAUAACACAGUGCGAAAUUGUGUGUGAAUAAAUAUUGAAUGAUU